AACCCGGGGACACCUGUAGAAUUAGAACUCGAGGCCGACUCCCGGCCCCCGAAGAGUCUUUCCUCGAAUGGGAAACUCUCUACCUAUCGAGGCAACCCUAGCUCUCCCGCACAGCUGUCUGGCCAGUCCGAGGACCGGCAGCUGGAGUGUAAGGACCUGGGUUUGAAUCCUGCCCUGACCCCUGCGCCUUCGGGGAGUUGAGCCUGUUUUCUUAUUUCUAAAACGUAGAGGUCAGACUAAAUCAGCAAGCAUUUAUUAAGCGCCGACUGUGCCAGGCACUGCAGGGGAUACAGAGAGGGCAAAAACGGGGUCCCUGCCCUCAGGGAGCCCCCGGUCUGACCGGAGAGCACCCUGAGUGCGUGCGCACCAGAUGGAGGCGGGCUGGGGAAGGAAAGGAAAGGAGCAUCUAUGCACGGCCUGCUGUGGGCCCGGGUUUAGAAGAGGGUUGGGCCAGAAGCAGAGGCCCUCGGCGAGGAUGACACAUGAAAACAGUUUUAGAGGAACUUUUAAAGGGCGUCUUUCCUACAGGAGGAAACGGAGGCUCAGGAUCACUCUCAGGUGCCCAGGGAAGCCCCAGGAGGUUUUGUCUGCAGUGUUUCUCACUGAUUUUCCUGAAGGCCCUUACGUCCUCCUUCCAGGCCUCUAUUUUAGAAGCUUAACUCUGCAUUUAUUGAUGCAUUUUCAGGGCAUGGGGCUUGGCUCUGCCCGAAUCCACUCUGCCUGGGGAGCUCAGAGGCAGGGGGGAUAAAACACAGCUACACUUAACAAGGGAGCGCACGGUGGGCUUGGAUCUUCAGGCCCUGCUGGGAGCCAAGAGGCUGCUGGACUCUGGUCUCCCAGACAGAUGUCCCCAGUAUGGGGAAAAUGGCAGCUGUCAACAGGAAAUCACAAGUUCAAGAAAUAGAGGUGGGAAACUGGGCUAUUUAAGAGAAGUGAAGGUGCGGGUAGAACCCCCCUGAAACCCGAAUGGAAGUUCUUGUCCAUUUACUCUCUCAUUCUCUUAUCCUGGAAACAUUUACGAGGCCUAUGAUGUGAAAAGCAUUGUUCUAGGGGGUGGGGGGCAGGGAGGAAGGGGAAGGCUGGAGAGAAGGUACCUUUCUCCCCGUGGAGCCCCAAAUGUCUCGGGAGGGCUGUCCCUGCCCUCGCCCCUGCCCUCAGGGAUACCCCAUCCUCUAGAAUGUUCAGAUUCUGGAACCUGGCAACCUUGAGGAGCAAUAAUGCUGGGUUCUGAUCUUGUUGGAGGAGGGCGGGACAGAGGCCCUUCCCUUGGAGAGCCUCCUGAGGCUCGCCCAGCACCACCAGCCCUCUGCCCUUAUGGACUCCCGAGGAGAACGGCUGAGCAUCCCUGGUGGAAGAAGGUUCGAAGGGAAGAGCAGGCUCAGGAGUGGGUGGAGGUGAUGCAGGCGGCCACCUUCACCUACAGCCCCCUCCUCUACUGGAUCAACAAGCGUCGGCAGUACGGCAUGAACACCGGAGUCAAGGUGGACCUUCCAGUGUCCAGCCCCAAGCCAGAGGUCCCCAAGCCCCUGACUAGCAUCCCGGAAGGAAAGAGUGACGCGCCCCAAGCCAGAUUCCUCAUGUGCCCGGCCUCUGCGCCACCCUUGGUCUGCUACCCCACCCCAGCGCCCCACAACCCCGUCUUUCAGGAGGUGGCCUUUGCCCCUUCUCUGGGCAACGUGCCCCCCAUGGUGAACCACUCGGCCUCUUACCCUUUCGCCGCUUGCCCUCAGAGGAGUGUCCAGUUUCAUUCUCUGCCAGCUCUGGCCCGUCGGGACUAUUGCUUCAACCCUAAGGGCCUGGCCUAUGAGCUAUGAUGUAGGCAUGGGGAGGGGUGUGGGGCAGGGGACCUGGAGGGCCUGCUUUGGACUCACACCCAUGCGACGAUCUUUUUUCUUAAAGUUCGUGGCUUCUGUCUUCUCAAUCGCCUUAGUUGCCCAUCCCCAGCCAAAUCACCUUUGGCAAACAAGUCUGAUAUUAGACUUUUAAAAUAAAUGUUAAAAACAAA
This is a messenger RNA of Antechinus flavipes (yellow-footed antechinus), 2005 nucleotides long. RefSeq names its product testis expressed 38 (gene TEX38). The transcript is spliced from 2 exons. Lineage: Eukaryota; Metazoa; Chordata; Mammalia; Dasyuromorphia; Dasyuridae. Bases 1218 to 1814 code for a protein of 198 amino acids. The record is from RefSeq and is a predicted model, not a curated record.